Messenger RNA from Pomacea canaliculata, 5961 nucleotides. RefSeq lists its product as uncharacterized. Bases 1754 to 2824 code for a protein of 356 amino acids. Lineage: Eukaryota; Metazoa; Mollusca; Gastropoda; Architaenioglossa; Ampullariidae. The record is from RefSeq and is a predicted model, not a curated record. The transcript has 5 exons.
AAUAGGUCGAUUCAUGGAAUAUGGAGAUGAAGUCUUGGAGAAGUUGGUGUAUCUUUUGUGGGGUGAGGAGAAGGGAGGAUCAAAUGAAACCAGACUGAUCGUCGUUCGGCUCACCCACCUUUACUUUUUUUUUUUUUUAAUUUAUUUUUUUCACCCGUUACAGUUCGACAAGCCGAGGGACGCUCGAACUAUGUCAAGAAUGUUCUCGCAAAUACUGUCACGUGACAGCGUCACGCGGGGCGGCGCAAAGUCCCACCCGCCUGCGCGGAAAAGCGUAGCAGUUGUCUCCCAUCUGCCGGGGGGUAGGUCGUGGAGGCCGACAAUAAGCUCGACUGAAGUGAUGACGUGUGAGUCAGUUCCUGUCAUCUCUGACCGACGAGUCACCGCCGCGCAAGAGUGCGACCUAAGACGACCAACCCUCCCGUCACAGCCAGUCACCCGCAGCAGAUGUUUGGUUGGGUGGGGUGGUGGGACCAGCAAGACAAGGGGGUGGCGACCACUCCCCACCAACUCAAGUCUGGACAGGUUUGGGUUUCACGCUCAGCAACAGCCGCGCAAGCGGGAAUCCCCCGUUUUCUGCUGAUGUGGCAGUUAAAAAUAACCCUGACGUAAUGAUGGAGGGAAGGGAGGUGGGGGGGGAAGGAAUAUGUUUAGUUUAGGGUGGGGUGGGAUUGAAAGAGUCAACAAUGUUUUGUGUGUUUUCGAAGAAAUAAUUGAAUAACGUGGCAAACGAGAAAUGGUGAGAGAAGACGAGAUUCAGUCCCCCAUCCACCCCUCUACCCAGCCCCCGGUGUUGAAACUAUGCGACAGCUGGCCUAGCUUAGAACCUUACUUACCUGUAAUCGCAGUCAGUACCUGGGCUUUGUUCGAGACUUAACUGCGCCCCCUGAGAUUGCGAGGUCUCUAACCACCGACAUUAUUGUGCUGCUAUCAUCUUGAACAAAACCCUCGCCGAUAUCAGUCGACACACCAAAGCGAGACACAGAGCGGUUGGCACAAAAAAACGAAAACUGCAGUUUCACAGUUUCAUUCACCUGAUCAUCGACACAAACCACGUGCUGUCCUGUGAUAUCGGCGACCACGAGACUUGAACGAAAUCAGUUGGAGAUUUUUUUACCGGCGAUUUUGCGCAGCGUUUCAGUUGACUUUUAAACUUUGAAAACACUUGUGGAUUUUUUUUUCUCUCUCUCUCUCUCUUCCCCUCCCUAACCAACCUUGUGACUGUCGCUCCAUCUGUUGUUGCUGCGCGCUGGUCAGUGGUGUGUUGACGUCACACAGUGGGAAAUCCCCAGACCGCGACACGCGCGCUCGCGCAGGCGCGACCUCUGUCGAGCGGGACGUGAACUCUGUGAGGAAUCGGAAAGUACUGUGGAAUAGUUGCCCCCGUGGGUGGAAUUCGAUUGUCUGGCAGCCGAUCUUGGACAAGCGAAGGUACUGAAGGAUUAGUCAUAGUCACGUGAGAGAGAGAGGGAAGGAAAAAAAAAAGCUGACCUUCCUCCCCACCCCUCUACACACCUUCACCCCACCCAUCCUCCCAUCCCUCCACGCGCGUGCCGCUGCACUGCACCGUACUGGCUGACUUGCCCCCGCACCUUGAAGCGGCGCGACGUUUUUCUUGCACCUCCGCCGCGUCCGCCGCUGCAGUGCCCGUGCCGACCGUUGCGUUCACGUGCGGCGCCGCAACAAGCAGACAAGUUACAUAAACACAAAGGGGAAGGCUGUGCUGGGAACACUGCUGCUGCUGCUGCUGCUGAUGCUUGUUGACUGGGACGCAGACAACAUCCUUGACUCGCUCUCCUUGUUGAGAAAUGCGGUCUGUCUGGGUGGCGCUGUGGCUGGCUUCACAAACUUCUUCCGGCGUAACACGGAUUUGAUUCUCGCAGUUAGGGAGGGAGUCGACUCGUGCCAACAGGGAUUUCUCGCUCCGGACACGGACAGGUGGCAGCUGUACACACCGGGACCUCUUAUCACCAGAACUCAGAAUUCCAAGGGAGGAAAAGGCGAGGGAGUUCUGAAAUCAUUUGGAAUGGAUUCCAGAGUCGCGGACCUGGAGCUAGGGGAGAUGACGGCGAUGACAGUGACGCAGACGUGUCACGCGCAGCACCACAAGUGUCGCUCGUGCGAGAGGACUCGCAGCGUCAAAAUCCGCGUGCUUUCGUGGUUUCUCGCCAAACUCUCGCUGAUUCUCGUCAUUGUCAUCACCUCGGCGGCCUCUACUUUCUUCUACCACAAAAUCCUGCCAGACGAUGUCCAGCACAGCUACGCUACUGCCAGCAGUGUAGAUGUCAUCGCCGAACCACGGGGAGGCACGAGGGUGAACAAGGAAACGACAGGAACUAAGGACACGCACGGCGCAGUUGUGGACAACACGCGCAGUUCUCAUGGACCUGUCACCGCCGCUCACCUCAAGCUGGUCUUCGUGGGACUGGACAAAGUGCCCUAUCUGAGAAUGAUGCGUGAAGGUCAGUUCUUCACUUCCGGGGCAGUGCGCGAAGACGGCGGUGCGCUGCUUGUGACGCGGCAGUGCCUGCUGAUGAUUUCCGCUGACGUCAUCCUCAGCUCCAUGAUGUCCAAGGCCUCCAACGGGCCGUCCACGGUCAUGGUGUGUUUGACACUAGAGAGAGGGGCUGAGCCGUUGAAGCGUGUCCGGUGCGUGGUCACGCACCUGCGGGAGAGGGAGGAGCAGCUGGCGCGGGUGUGGACGCUGUUCAAGGCAGAAGCAGACGACCGGAUCACCGUCGAUUCGUCUUGGCCCUCCUACGUCAUCAGCGACAACGCCGACAACCGCCAGAGCAUCUUCACGGCCUUUGAAGUGGGCCGCUAGCGCAGGUGCAGAGGCAGGUUGCUGGGAGGAGGGGACAAAACUCCGGAGGGAGAAAACAACAACAACAACAACAACAACAACAAAGGGAGCGCGCUGUUUAUGCCAGCUUCAUUGCGCGCGUGUGUGCGUGUUGGUAGUUCAUGUCAAGAUGACGACAGACGAAAAGACUUGCAAGCCUGAUGACAGUCGAGGACCCUGACAACGGGGACGGUCCCAGAAGUCCCUGCCCAGGGACUCUGGUCGGCUUCAGAUGGAGAUCAGGGUAGGGUUUAGCCGGUUGAUCCUUUCAAGUUUCUUAAACAACAACAAACAACCAAGGAAACGUAAACCAUUUACAAAGGCUAGGUCACGGUUCAGCCCUAGGACUAAAUCCCAGUGAGCUGUGUACCCUACUUCUCGUGGGUGGCUGACACCAUGUUCUGUACCCGUAAAAAAACCACUAACCUGUAUGCGGAGAAAACCUGUACGGACUUCGUUCCAAAAACUAAAAAGAAAAUCACUGACAGUGUCUUUCAGAGAUCAUACAGUUAGUUUUGCUCAACAUGUGAUCAUCAAUACCAAUUUAGGUUAUUUAUUUUCUUUGUUUUGUUUUGUUUUUUUUUUUUUUAUUUAUUUUUUUUAUUAUUGUUUUUUAACGCAUGACCAUCUUCCACCAAAUGUCACCAUUCCUUUCGCCUGAUCAACGGGUGUGUCAGGAUGAACUGAGGCUGGCCACCUAAAACCAACCGGUUUCAAUAGUCGAAUGCAAAAGUUUGCCUAUUGAAUUUGCAAACAGAGACGAGAACAAAAGCCUCUCCUGUCAACACCUCAUGGCGCGGUCCUGUUGCGCAGUUCAACGGAUGUCGCGGUGUUCAUUUGCGCACAAACCUUCACAGUGACACCCUGGACCCUCUUCUGCGCUGCCGCCAUCGUCAGCAGCAUCCUCAGAGUGCUGCCUGUCUGCAAUCGAGGUGUUUGUGCGUGUCACCUGAGUGUUUUGACUUUUUAAGUUUUUAAAAAGUGUCGGAUGUCACUGAUUUGACCCACCCUGGCUUUUCUUCUUUUUUUUUCUUUUUUUUUUUCGGUUGUGUGGGUGGGAUUCAGGUGGUCUUCACCUUGAUGUGAGGCAUCUACCAGUGGUAACGGCCUGUUUUUCCAUCGGAAUAACCACAGUACCAGGCUUCUAGUCAGCAGCCAUGCUGCAUGUAGAGUAGCACUCAACAACAAAACAACAACAACAAAUAUUUGCAUCUGAUAGUGUGUAGUAGUAGCAGGCUGUAACAACAUGACACAUCAUGAAUGACUGUACUUCUGGGUGGACUUUCUGGCCGAUAACAGCAGCAACAUCAGCAGGCAGAAGGCACGUUGCAGAUGAGCUGCCAGGACGUACGGAGGACCAAGUCUGCAGCGCCACGCGCACCCGACGUGCGUGACCCCACCCUGGGGUCAAGGUGGGCUACGAAACUCUUACCUGUGCAGCGAAUGUGUCCCGCUAUCACAGACAGGCCGCCGCAGCAUGUGUUAUUUUUAUAUUUGUGAAACGAAACUGCAUUUUGUAGAGCUUUACUAGUCGUAAUCCCCUCGUUGAUCGUGGGAUUUGUCCGGCUAGGCACUUGUGCGCAUGUUGUGUUCUAACCGCCAACUGUCUGUAUGCGAGCGUGAUAACGUGCUGGUACAUGCGUUCUAUGCCUUAUUUCUCGACCACAGCGAUAUUUCUGUGCCUAUAAGACUAUGUGGACUUUCGGUGCUUUUGAUUUUUCCUCCUUUUUGUUAAAAAAAAAUGGGGGAAAGGAGAGGUGAUCGGCUGUUUAUUCAUCAUACCUGGAGAUAUGAUUGUGCGUUCAAAGGUUAUCAAGAGCCGUCAUCCCUCCACCCCACUACCCCUAACUCCACGCCAGCAGACUCGCCAGUAUUUGUGUUUAAAAGUGUGUUGAUGUUUUUUGGGGAGAGGGGUUACAAACCCACUUGUCUCUGUGUAUGUGAGAGAGGAAUGAAAGAAAAGGAGAGAAGCGAAAAUAGUAUUGAUGCCACGAUGCUUGUUGUAAUCACACCCCGCUAUAGGUUGUUUGUCCCAUUUUCAGCCAUGAUAUUUACUCUUAAAUUGACCAUCUCUUCUUCACCCACACCCACAUCCCCAGCUGACCUCUCCCCCCAUUUGCCAAACGGGGGUCACGGACAUCUUGUGCCAAAGCCAGCGUGUGUCGGAUAUUUGUUCUGUUUGUUCAUUUUCACUCUUGGAUUGUGCGACGCAAAGUCGUUUGAAGUUGUUGCUCUUGUCUUUCUGAGGAUACCGAGGAUGAAGCUACAGAGGGUGUGCAAAGGGCGGGUACUAGGGAAGUAAUGAUGACCUCAAGGUGUGCACGUGAUGACAUGGUGACGAGGUGCAUUUCGUGAAGUGGUCGCCGGUGUUUCUGUCAAGAGUGAAAAAGUUUCCACAAUUAUUUAUUACAAUUAUUUAAUAUAAUUUAUAAUAAUCAUUUUUGAUUUUUACAUGUUGGAAUAUUGCUUUUAGAUUUUUUAGUUGUGCACUGUGCUGCUGUGUGUGUACAUACGUGCGUGUGUGUGUGUGACAGAGAGAGGGAGAGUAAAAACGAUCACAUUUUUGAUUGAGUCUUGGCGAUAUAAUGUGUAUGCCUAUGUGCUUUUUGUGAAGUCAUUAUUUUACGAUGUUUGAUAAAGCAAAAUAAUUUUCGUUGGCAAAAUAAUGUAUCAUGCCCUUUCGAGAUUCAUUUAACUGCGUUUGUAAAGCUAUUUGUUGCUUCCAAAAUGAAGUAUAUAUUUUCUUAAAUCUACUAAUGAAUAAAUAAGAGGUAUAAAAAGGACGUUUAAGAUAAGGUGGAGAUAUUAAUGUCCAUUAGAACUGCCCCCCUUCUUUCUAUCUUUUCUCCUCACCCACCUCUAUAUGUGUCAUUUUCAUCCCACCCUUCUCUGGUUUUAGAGCUAGAAAAUAGCAUCUUAUUCAUUGUUAUGUGUCUCCCUGCAUGUAUCGCUGCUUUGUUAGAUGAAAGAGGAAAGUGAAAUACGCCCUAGCAUGCCCACCCCUUCCAUGUGUUCACUUUCAGAUGUGAACGCUUGUUUGCUACUGUGAAUAAGAUACUCGAUGUUCACUGUCAGCAAGAACAAUUAGAAAAGUUUCCAGAGGACAUCUGUAUUUUUUU